AUGAGCGAAGCUGCUGCAAAGAAGAGGGAAAAACAAGAGGAUGCUUUAGCCAAGCAAAAAAUCAAAGAUCAAAUUGCGGCUGACAAGGAAAACCGACGACUCAAAGCAGAGCGAGAGAAGGCCGAGCGGGCGGGUCAAGCACCUCCUCCUACCCCGGCUGCCACACCAGUGGUAGCACAAGUCGGGAGCAAGCCAGCCUCUUCAUACAAAGAAACCCGAAUGAGACUUCAAACGCCAGGCGGUACCAUAACGAAAAUUUUCCCCGUUGAAACCACACUCUUCGAGGUCGCUGCGGCUGUCAAGCAAGAAGCGGGUGGGUUUGAGGCGUCGAGCUUCACGCAGAAUUUUCCGAAGAAAACCCCCGGCUUCGGAAGAAGUUUAAUCCGCUCACGUGUUCUCGCGCCGCGAGUUUACAAAGUGCCAAAGCGUUUGCACUACUUGCAACUCGCUGUUUCCCAACCGGCCAGACCUCUAAGAGUUAUGCCUGCGCAAGGUGAGCAGCACCAGAGUGCCUCGAAACCCAAUCCGUUUGAAGAGAGCAAGCCCCAUGUUUCCGAGUACACGGCUUCCGAGAUCGCGACAUUGUCAAGUCGAUUGGAGAAGCAGCUUGGCCCUGAAUACAUCUCUUCCAGACCGGGCGCUGGUGGGGCAAAGGUGCACUAUCUAGCAGCAGAUAAAUGCAUCAACCUUGCCAAUCAAGCCCUCGGUUUCAAUGGCUGGUCGAGUUCUAUCCAACAGAUACAGAUCGAUUUUGUAGACGAAAAUCAAUCAACCGGGAGGGAUAUUGGGUAUGGACACAUCGAGAAUUGCAAGGGUAAAGCUCCUGCCUUCGAGAAAGCAAAGAAAGAAGGAACCACGGAUGGAUUGAAAAGGGCUCUACGGAAUUUUGGUAAUCUCUUGGGCAAUUGCGUCUAUGAUAAAGAUUUCGUUGCCCGAGUCACGAAACUCAAGGCUGCUCCGACAAAAUGGGACCCUGAGAAUCUUCACCGACAUCAAGCCUUCAGCUCGAUAAAAAGAGAAUAUGCAACAGACGACCAACACCCCCAGCUCAAUCUCCCAAAUCGCAGACCUGAACCAUCUUUGGUACGGCAAGAGUCACGGGAAGACGAAUUUGGGAGUGAUGACUUUGACGAGGUCGACUUUGCUGUUCCCGAAGGCGAUGAUCCUGAUGGUGUAGCGCUAGACCAAAACCUGCAGUCCGAGCAUUUCCAGCCAAAGAAUGAUCUGUCCUCGAAGCGGUCAGCACAAGCAAAUAGAAUGCGGCCUCCGUCCCCUCUCGCUUCAAAACAAGGAGCAGUUCCAGGAGCAGAAUUGCCUACUACCGGUCAAGUCUUAUUCAAUCGCCCAAAUACUACACCGCGGCCUGUCUCAAACACUCAUGCGCCUUUAGUUGGAAACAGCGCUACAGCACAACUCCCGCCUCUUCACCUAAGCAAUGAAAAUAUGAGCAACUCGAAAUCUUCCGACUCCUCUUCUCAUGAAGCACCUAUAGGAUUCUACACAGCUCGAGCAGCGGAAUCUCUGCAGAACGCCCCGGGUCCCUUGCAACAGAAAGUGCCGGCAUUUAACCCACAUCUAGAGAGCCCAUCGAUUCGAAAGACCGCCGGCGUGGAUCAUUCACAGACAAAGCCAGUCAGCCGGAACAUUGAUGGAGCCCCUGUCCCCAAUGUUCCACCAAUCCGUGGCCUUAACGUCCCUAAUCAACAGGCGGACAAAGCUCGGAGAGUCGGGAUGCCAACUCUAGCCAGCCCGUUACAAAAUCGUGGCUCCUACAAGCCACCGCAGAUGAAGCGGCCAGCCGAAGGUGAUGGCGGUAACAGGUGUGCUCUGGGCGAUGUGACGGAGUUGUCAGUUAACAUGCCUGUUGUGAAUAGUAACGGGGACAUCAAGCGGCCUAGGUUAGGGGCAAGAAGUCCGGAUAUAGUAACAGUGGACUCGAACUCGUAA
Messenger RNA from Bacidia gigantensis, 1947 nucleotides. RefSeq lists its product as uncharacterized. The transcript has 7 exons. The coding region runs from base 1 to 1947 and encodes 648 amino acids. Gene Ontology annotation, biological process: mitotic recombination; double-strand break repair via homologous recombination; double-strand break repair via single-strand annealing. Gene Ontology annotation, cellular component: nucleus. The record is from RefSeq and is a predicted model, not a curated record. Lineage: Eukaryota; Fungi; Ascomycota; Lecanoromycetes; Lecanorales; Ramalinaceae.